GCCCUUCUGCUUCCGGUAAAUUCCAGCCCAGUUUCUGUCCUUGGCUCUCCUGCCACCCCUGCGCGAGACGACGGUUGCUGGGUCUCUGGGAGGUCCUUGCUUAUUUAGAAAGAAGAGAGAGAUUUACAUCAAGACUGACAAAAUUAACCCACUGGGCAGAUGCUAUUUAUAGCAAUAGUGAAUUCGGAGAGAUGAACCUUCACGUGCGCCUGUAAUUGCAGAUGUGUUCCAGGAUUGGUUUGUGAUUUCCAGAAGGCUCUCAUUCCUUCCCCCAACCCCCUCCCCCCCAUCAGGAUUCCUCUUGGCUUAUCCCAGCGGACAAGCACUUAACACCAAUGCGGCUUAAGGAUUAAGGACUGUAAUUGCUCACACAGCGUGACAGACACUGCACUCGGGGGUUCUGACGAUGCUUUAUGGUGGCGCUAUUAUUGGGAUAACUGUCAUAAAAGCUUGUCACCUUUAGGUUUUAAAGUUCCCUGCUGAAGACUGCAAACCAACUCCUGAAAGAUGAGCGAGUCCAACAUAGAAGUAGACAAGAAGGAUGAUCAUCUCCAAUCAUCUAUAACUGAUCAGGCUCCUGGAGAACCAGAACCUCAGGCACAAGAACCGAAGGUACCACAAACGAAAGAAUCAAAAACGAAGGAAACACAAACGACCAAAAUAGAAACAGAGGAAUGGGAAAGAGAACACAGCAGUACAAAUAGUUUCUGUCCUCCACGGGGAACAGUAAAUAAAACAAUUACCGGUGGAGUUACACUCAUUGUAUUAUGGAUUCUACUCUGGGCCCUUAUAGGUCAAGAAGUUCUCCCUGGUGGAAAUUUGUUUGGACUUGUAGUUAUUUUUUACACUGCUUUUCUUGGGGGCAAAAUUAUAGAAGUCAUUAGAAUACCUGUAGUACCUCCCCUCCCACCUCUUCUUGGGAUGUUACUGGCUGGUUUCACCAUCAGGAACGUUCCGAUUCUUUACAAAUUUGUCCAUAUUCCUACCUCAUGGUCUUCAGCUUUAAGAAACACUGCCCUUACUAUUAUCCUAAUACGAGCUGGGCUUGGACUGGACCCACAGGCUUUGAAGCAUCUGAAGGGAGUUUGUCUGAGAUUGUCCUUCGGUCCAUGCCUCCUAGAGGCGUGUGCAGCUGCUUUUUUCUCCCACUUCAUUAUGAACUUUCCUUGGCAAUGGGGGUUCCUAUUAGGUUUUGUCCUAGGUGCUGUCUCUCCUGCUGUUGUCGUUCCCAACAUGCUACUGUUGCAAGAGAAUGGAUAUGGUGUUGAGAAGGGCAUUCCAACCUUACUAGUGGCUGCUAGCAGUAUGGAUGACAUCGUGGCCAUUACUGGAUUCAACACAUUCUUGAGCAUAGUCUUUUCCUCGGGUAGCGUAAUUAGCAAUAUCCUAUCAUCUUUGCGGGAUGUUCUUAUUGGCGUGCUGGUAGGAGUUGUUAUGGGAAUUUUUGUUCAGUAUUUCCCAAGUAGAGAUCAGGAGAGACUUACACAGAGGCGAGCCUUCCUAGUUCUGAGUAUGUGUGUUUCUGCUGUCUUAGGCUGUCAGCACAUUGGCUUACACGGAUCUGGAGGACUGGUGACACUAGUGCUGUCCUUCAUGGCAGCAAAACGAUGGGCUGAAGAGAAGGUUGGAGUCCAAAAACUUGUUGCAAACACAUGGAAUAUUUUUCAGCCGCUUCUUUUUGGCUUAGUUGGAACAGAAGUGUCUGUUGAAUCUCUUGAAUCGAAAACUAUUGGCAUGUGCAUUGCUACUCUGUGUUUGGCACUGCUUGUUCGAAUCUUAGCCGCUUUUGUGCUGAUGUCUUUUGCUAACUUUCGUUUUAUGGAGAAAGUAUUUAUUGCUUUAUCAUGGAUCCCUAAAGCUACAGUCCAGGCUGUCUUAGGUCCUCUGGCUCUAGAAACAGCAAGGGUCAUGGCACCCCACUUGGAAGGAUAUUCAAGGAAUGUGAUGACAGUGGCCUUUCUAGCAAUCCUGAUUACCGCUCCAAAUGGAGCCCUCAUCAUUGGCAUACUGGGACCCAAAGUACUUGAUCAUAGUGAGGAGACAUUCCCUUUAAAAGUGGAGCUUUCAAACUUUCAUAAUUAAAAGUUUGCUAUUA
Rattus rattus (black rat) is the source of this 2095-nucleotide messenger RNA. RefSeq names its product solute carrier family 9 member B1 (gene Slc9b1). Gene Ontology annotation, cellular component: membrane. The transcript has 13 exons. Gene Ontology annotation, biological process: proton transmembrane transport. Lineage: Eukaryota; Metazoa; Chordata; Mammalia; Rodentia; Muridae. The record is from RefSeq and is a predicted model, not a curated record. Gene Ontology annotation, molecular function: antiporter activity. Bases 508 to 2082 code for a protein of 524 amino acids.